Molecule: messenger RNA, 4656 nt
Organism: Perognathus longimembris pacificus (Pacific pocket mouse)
Lineage: Eukaryota; Metazoa; Chordata; Mammalia; Rodentia; Heteromyidae
Gene: Atp11c
Product: ATPase phospholipid transporting 11C
Exons: 30
Coding region: 902-4285 (1127 amino acids)
Biological process (GO): phospholipid translocation
Cellular component (GO): trans-Golgi network; endoplasmic reticulum; recycling endosome
Molecular function (GO): ATP binding; magnesium ion binding; ATP hydrolysis activity
Source: RefSeq, a predicted model, not a curated record
GGAACCACACCAAACGGGGGGACAGGCGUGUAGGUGGGAACGGAAAGGGAGAGUCCUCAUCUUUCUAGAUGAGGAGGGGGCGGCUUAAUAGCGACUCCCCCCUCACCACUCCCUCCCCUUUCGUGCCCAGCCCGCGGUAGGGUCUCCAACGUGCCUUAGCUGCCGUUAUCCCUCCCAAGGAGCGCGGGCUCUCCGGGCGGGGAAGCGGGGGUCCAUGUGCCUCGCCGGCUCGGGACGAGCCAGCGGACUAUGCCGAGGGUCCUCAGUCCGGCUACGGGACGGAAGCGCGCGGUCUAGGAGGGGCUGCGAGUGAAGCCGCGCAGCGGACGAGUUAGGGCCGGAGUGAGGAAGGCUUUGACCGGGGAGUAGUGUCGGGCUGUGGCGAGGUGAGGUGCGGGGAGCCUCGACCUGGGUCCCCUCUGUCCCUAGUGAGGAGUUCCCGGCGGCUCGUGGGGAAGAGGGCGGGGGAGACCGCCUCGGGGAAGAGUACACACAGCGGGGUGCCCAGCCCGAAGCUGGCAGAGAGAUCGGGGCGCCCCCCUCCCCGCAGGAGGAGCCUCGCGCUUCUCCGCCAUCCCUCCCCCGCGCGCCGGCUUCGCUUCGGGGCCGGCUGCGGCGGGAGCGGCGGGGCUGGGGCCAGAUAAGGGGGAGCGACGGGCGCCGCCGCCCCCGGGACGGGCGGGUGGCGAGUGAGGCGGGGCGGCGGCGGGGCCUGGGACGCGGGGGGCUGGGGGGCGGGGAGCUCGGCGCGGCGCGGAGGGCUGGCGGCGGGCUGCUGGCGGGGCAGCCCUCCUAGCUGCCCGCUUUGCGCCGCCGGCCCACGCCGCAGUGUGUUUUGUGGACGGCGCCUUCCGGGAGCAGCCAGUAGACGCCAGCGCAGCUCGGGGCCGCCUUCGACGCGAUGUUCCGCCGGAGCCUCAACCGUUUUUGUGCUGGAGAAGAGCAACGAGUUGGUACACGCACAGUGUUUGUUGGCAAUCAUCCAGUUUCUGACACAGAAACGUACAUUGCACAGAGAUUUUGUGAUAAUAGAAUAGUAUCAUCAAAGUAUACACUUUGGAAUUUCCUCCCAAAGAAUCUCUUUGAACAGUUUAGAAGAAUUGCCAAUUUUUACUUUCUCAUAAUUUUCCUUGUACAGGUCAUUGUAGAUACACCAACUAGCCCAGUUACCAGUGGCCUUCCACUUUUCUUUGUUAUAACUGUUACAGCCAUCAAGCAGGGAUAUGAAGAUUGGCUUCGACACAGAGCUGACAAUGAAGUCAACAAAAGCACUGUUUACAUUAUUGAAAAUGCAAAGCGAGUGAGAAAAGAAAGUGAAAAGAUUAAGGUUGGUGAUGUAGUUGAAGUACAAGCAGAUGAGACCUUUCCCUGUGAUCUGAUUCUUUUAUCAUCUUGUACCACUGAUGGAACCUGUUAUGUCACUACAGCCAGUCUGGAUGGGGAGUCCAAUUGCAAGACACAUUAUGCUGUACGAGAUACCGUUGAUACCGUUGAUACCAUUGAAAACCUCCGCGCAGCAAUUGAAUGUGAACAGCCUCAGCCUGACCUCUACAAGUUUGUUGGGCGAAUCAAUAUCUAUAGUGAUGGUCUUGAGGCUGUUGCCAGGUCUUUGGGUCCUGAAAAUCUUCUCCUGAAAGGAGCUACACUAAAAAAUACCAAGAAGAUAUAUGGAGUUGCUGUUUACACUGGAAUGGAAACCAAAAUGGCUUUGAAUUACCAAGGAAAAUCUCAGAAACGGUCUGCUGUUGAAAAAUCCAUCAAUGCCUUCCUACUUGUAUAUUUAGUCAUCUUACUGACCAAAGCUGCAGUGUGUACUACUCUGAAGUAUGUGUGGCAAAGUAACCCAUACAAUGAUGAACCUUGGUAUAAUCAAAAGACUCAGAAGGAGCGGGAUACAAUGAAGGUUUUGAAAAUGUUCACCGACUUCCUGUCUUUCAUGGUCCUAUUCAACUUUAUCAUUCCUGUCUCCAUGUAUGUCACAGUGGAAAUGCAAAAAUUCUUAGGGUCAUUCUUCAUUGCAUGGGAUAAGGAUUUUUAUGAUGAAGAAAUUAAUGAAGGAGCCUUGGUUAACACAUCAGACCUUAAUGAAGAACUUGGUCAGGUGGAUUACGUAUUUACAGAUAAGACUGGAACAUUAACUGAAAACUCCAUGGAAUUCAUUGAAUGCUGCAUAGAUGGGCAUAAAUAUAAAGGUGAAAUUCAGGAAGUUGAUGGAUUAUCCGAGACUGAUGGACCUUUGACAUACUUUGACAAAGCAGAUAAGAAUCGAGAAGAACUCUUUCUGCGUGCCUUGUGUUUAUGUCAUACUGUAGAAAUUAAAACAAAUGAUACUGUUGAUGGAACUACAGAAUCAGCUGAAUUAACAUAUAUCUCCUCCUCACCAGAUGAAAUAGCUUUAGUGAAAGGAGCUAAAAAGUACGGGUUCACAUUUUUAGGAAAUCGGAGUGGAUAUAUGAGACUAGAAAACCAAAGAAAGGAAAUAGAAGAGUAUGAACUUCUCCAUACCUUAAACUUUGAUUCUGUCCGCCGACGUAUGAGUGUAAUUGUAAAGACUGAAGGAGGAGACAUCAUUCUAUUUUGUAAAGGAGCGGAUUCAGCAAUUUUCCCCAGGGUACAAAACCAUGAAAUUGAGUUAACUAAAAGCCAUGUGGAACGUAAUGCAGUGGAUGGGUAUCGGACACUCUGUGUAGCCUUCAAAGAAUUUACUCCAGACGAUUAUGAGAGAAUUAACAGACAGCUAAUAGAAGCCAAAAUGUCCUUACAAGACAGAGAAGAAAAAAUGGAAAAGGUUUUUGAUGAUAUUGAGACAAACAUGAAUUUAAUUGGAGCUACUGCAGUAGAAGACAAGUUACAAGAUCAAGCUGCAGAGACUAUUGAAGCUCUGCAUGCAGCCGGCCUGAAAGUCUGGGUGCUAACUGGGGACAAGAUGGAGACAGCCAAAUCCACGUGCUAUGCGUGUCGCCUUUUUCAAACCAGCACUGAACUUUUGGAAUUGACCUCAAAAACCAUUGAAGAAAGUGAAAGGAAAGAAGACCGAUUACACGAAUUAUUGAUAGAAUACCGUAAAAAGUUGUUACACGAAUUUCCUAAAAGCACUAGAAGCCUUAAAAAAGCAUGGACAGAACAUCAGGAAUAUGGAUUAAUCAUCGAUGGCGCCACACUGUCACUUAUACUAAAUUCUAGUCAAGACUCCAGUUCAAACAACUACAAAAGCAUUUUCCUCCAGAUCUGUAUGAAGUGCACUGCUGUGCUGUGCUGCCGAAUGGCACCAUUACAGAAAGCCCAGAUUGUCAGAAUGGUGAAGAAUUUAAAAGGAAGUCCAAUAACACUGUCCAUAGGAGAUGGUGCCAAUGAUGUUAGCAUGAUCUUGGAAUCCCAUGUGGGAAUAGGUAUUAAAGGUAAAGAAGGUCGCCAAGCAGCCCGGAACAGCGAUUACUCCGUUCCAAAAUUUAAACAUUUAAAGAAACUACUAUUGGCUCAUGGACAUCUGUACUAUGUGAGAAUAGCACAUCUUGUACAAUAUUUCUUCUAUAAGAACCUUUGUUUCAUUUUGCCACAGUUUUUGUACCAAUUCUUCUGUGGAUUUUCACAACAGCCACUGUAUGAUGCCGCUUAUCUUACAAUGUACAACAUCUGCUUUACAUCUCUGCCUAUCCUGGCCUACAGUCUGCUAGAACAACACAUCAACAUUGACACUCUGACCUCAGAUCCCCGAUUAUAUAUGAAAAUUUCUGGCAAUGCAAUGCUACAAUUGGCUCCUUUCUUAUAUUGGACAUUUCUGGCUGCCUUUGAAGGAACUGUAUUUUUCUUUGGGACAUUCCUUCUUUUUCAAACUACAUCUCUGGAAGACAAUGGAAAGGUAUAUGGAAACUGGACUUUUGGAACUAUUGUUUUUACAGUCUUGGUAUUCACUGUAACUCUGAAGCUUGCCUUGGAUACCAGAUUCUGGACAUGGAUAAACCACUUUGUGAUCUGGGGAUCGUUAGCCUUUUAUGUAUUUUUCUCUUUCUUCUGGGGAGGAAUUAUUUGGCCAUUCCUCAAGCAGCAGAGAAUGUAUUUUGUAUUUGCUCAAAUGCUUUCUUCUGUAUCCAUAUGGUUGGCCAUAAUUCUUCUAAUAUUUAUCAGCCUUUUCCCAGAGAUUCUACUGAUAGUAUUGAAGAAUGUAAGAAGGAAAAAUGCUAAGAAAAAUCUGAACUCUAGAAAGGCAUCUGACACAUUAUCCGCCAGACCUUCAGUCAGACCUCUUCUUUUACGAACAUUCUCAGACGAAUCUAAUGUAUUGUAACAGAAUCCGAAUGUUGAACUGCCUAUGUUAUUGUCCUACAAGCCUAUUGACAGUGGUUACAGCUAAAAAAGAAAGCAUGAAGAAACAACUACAAAAAGUUAUCAUCUCAGGAUACCUUGAUAUGCAACUAAACUAAACCAGUCUCAUAUGCCUAGGAUUCAAAAUAAAUCAUCAUUACAAUGCCAAAUGACUCUUCUAAGCAUUUACAGUUAUCCACCCAUGGCCAGAGCUCUUAAGUUAAAAGUUACAUGAAAGUUGAAAGCAAGAAUACUUAUUAGAAUUCUGGCUUUAGAUAGAAAAAUGUAAUAACCAAAUGGGUGUUCUUUUAACUCAUUGAUAUUGUGAAUGGAUUUAAAUACAGAGUAUAAGUA